GUCCCGGUGUCGAAAAGGUGGGGCGAGAAGUUGCCCAUCUUGCAUGAGAGAGGACCGCCCCUAAAAACAGGCUGAUUUCAGACAGGUGCAAUAGUGUGAGAGGUUUUAAAGAUGCCGUUUGCAAGUGAUGGACAGCAUGUUUUGCCGGAGUACUACAAAAUAAGGCAUCAUCCCGUUAGUCUGUUUUAGUAUGUAACAGAAUAUAUUUUAAAAUAGGACAACACAAAACGUACAUUAGCAAUAUCGGGUGCUGAUGUUUGGAGUGAGAACACCCAACUCUCCCGUCCUUGCCUCCCUCCCUUCGGUGUCAACCAGCUCUCUCCCUCCUCCUCCAGUUGGCCGCCGUCUUCUCCAGUGUGACAGCGGCAAUGCGGAGCAAAGCCGCGGACGAGCAGCCCACAGUGCCCGGCAGUGUAGCGCGUUGUGGUUGCGGUGCUGGUGGUCGGGGAGCCGCGGGGCAGUGGGGGAUGCUGACGGCUGCCGAGGCCGGAUAGUCGACGCGGUGGUCGGCGGGCGCGCAGGCAGGAAGGAGCCUGGUGGUGAACCCGGAGCUCCACGGGCGAAUCUGGGGUCUCGGUGGAGGAUAUUUUGUGGACAUUAAGGGACGUGUUGAAACAGGUCGUCCCGCCAUCAGUGACUAAUUUCGGGCUUGAGCUACUUGAUGACCCGGAGGCCCGGAGGAGCACAGAGCGCACAGCCCCGCAGUGGGGCUUGUUCGGCGGCCAAGCGGAGUAGAGACCCCCAAUGAAUCCGCUCAAUCACAUGAAGGGUGGACUGGCCGGCAACCCACACAGCGAGGGUUCAUACGGGUAUGAGCCCUCCAGCUGGCAGCAGCCCACGAACCAGCCCCCGGGGUCGCUCUCCGUGGUCACCACCGUGUGGGGGGUCACCAACCCCUCGGCCAGCCAGGGCCUGGGCGGCGGUUCGAUGGGGCCUGGGGCCAACCCGGCUGGGGCGCCUGUGAUGCAUGGCCCCGGGGGGCCGUCUAUGGCAGGGGCCCCGGAGAGCUAUGUGGGCCAGCAGAGCUACGGGGAGCUCAACAAGGCCUAUCCGAACCAGGUCACGUACGGCCGGCCUGGUGGGGGCUACAUGGGCGGCCCGGGCGGGUACCCGGGAAGUUACCCCCCCAACCCCAAUGGAUCCAGGGGGGCAGCGGACUUCACGCAAGCCGCGGCGGCAGCCAUGGCAGCCGCCGCCGCCACGGCGACUGCCACCGCCACGGCGACCGUGGCUGCCAUCCAAGAGAAGCAGAACCAGGAAAUGAACUACGGACAGAUGGGUGGCCCAUCGUACAACAGCCAGUUCAUGGCCCACUCAGUUCCCCGCGCCCCUCCCGGCAUGGGGGCAGGACCCGGCCCCACUAGAGGCAUGGCCUCUAUGAGCCCCAUGUAUGGGCCUGGAGGUCCCCAGAGGGUGGCGCCACACCAAAACUACUCACCUGGACCACAACAGCCUCACCCGCGGCCCCCGCAGGGCCUGAAGCGGCCUUACAACCCGGAGGGCUUCCCGGGGGCCCCUCAGCAAUACGCUGUUCCCAUCGGUUCCAGUUCCACGCCGGGUUCAGGUGGGGGUGGGCCGCCUGGAUCGGGCUUGUACUCGCAGUACCAACCGGGUACUGGUAGUCCAUGCCCCGUCCCACAAAGGGCAGGCUCCGCCCCCUCCUACAAGAAGCUGUCCCUCCCUCAGUAUCCCCCGUCUGUGCCCUCCAACUCGCAAUACUACAAGGAGCAGUUCAAUGGUCAGGGCGGAGCUUUGAGUGUUAUGUCAUCAGGGGGGGUCUCAGGCAUUUACAACUCCUUUAACCAGAUCUCUGGGCCCAGCCGAGGGCUGCCAAGCUACCCCAGCUCUCCGGUUCCCGGGAACCCGACUCCGCCCAUUACGCCCGGCAGCUCCAUGGCGCCGCCCUACAUGUCGCCCGGCGGCAACGGUAGUGACAUCAGCAAAGCUUCCUUCCUGCCCGACAUCAAACCGGCCCUGCCCACAGGUAACCCGAGCGACGACCUGCGUCUGACGUUCCCCGUGCGAGACGGCGUGGUCCUGGAGCCCUUCAGGUUGGAACACAACCUGGCGGUCAGCAACCACGUUUUCUCGCUCAGAGACUCCGUGUACAAGACGCUCAUCAUGAGGCCAGACCUGGAACUUCAGUUCAAGUGUUACCAUCAUGAGGAUCGGCAGAUGAACACCAAUUGGCCAGCCUCCGUUCAGGUGAGCGUGAACGCCACGCCGCUGAGCAUCGAGCGCGGCGACAACAAGACGUCGCACAAGCCUUUGUACCUGAAGCAAGUGUGCCAGCUGGGCAGGAACACCAUCCAGAUCACCGUCACCGCCUGCUGCUGCUCGCACCUGUUCGUGCUGCAGCUGGUCCACCGUCCAUCCGUGCGUUCGGUUCUUCAGGGUCUGAUGAAGAAGCGACUCCCCGCCGAGCACUGCGUCGCCAAGAUCAAAAGGAACUUCAGCAGCGGCUCCGUCCCCGGGACCCCCGGGCUCAACGGAGAGGACGGCGUGGAGCAGACGGCCAUCAGGGUGUCGCUCAAGUGUCCCAUCACUUUUCGCCGCAUACAACUGCCAGCUAGAGGACACGACUGCAGACACGUACAGUGUUUUGACCUGGAGUCGUACCUGCAACUCAACUGCGAGAGAGGAACAUGGAGAUGUCCCGUGUGCAUUAAAACUGCUCUGCUGGAGGGUCUGGAAGUGGAUCAGUACAUGCUGGGAAUUCUCAUCUACGUUCAGAAUUCGGAGUACGAGGAGAUCACCAUCGACCCGGUGUGCAGCUGGAAGCCCGUUCCGGUCAAGCCGGACGUCCACGUCAAGGAGGAGUCGGACGGCCCGGCGCUCAAGCGCUGUCGGACCCUCAGCCCGAGUCACAUGGUGCUGCCCAGUGUCAUGGAGAUGAUCGCCUCCCUGGGCCCCGCCCCUCCCUCCGCAUCCUCGUCCUCGCCCGCACGCUACCCCGCCAUGGCGCCGGCGGGCGCGCGCAGCAACACGCCCGACUACUCCGGGGCAGCUCCGUCGUAUCCCGGCCAGACGCCGUUCUCGGACGUGAGCGCGAGUCCCGUCACCCCGGGGACGGUCGGGGGGGACUUCUCGUCGCCCGACCCGCCCCCCCUCUCCUACCGUUCCGAACUGUCCGGCGCCCUCCUGGCGGGCGACAAGACGCUGCCGCCGACGGCGCAGAUGUCGGCUCCCCACGGCAUUCCCCAUCCUCAGCAGCCGUCUGUCGGUCUCCACGGCAACCCCCAGGUGGGCGGGGCCGCCAACCCCAUGCUGCAGCAGCUUAGCAACCACAACGCUCGUCUCCACGGUGACGCCUUCAGCCUCGGCGCAGAGGUUCCGGAAACUUCUCUCGAUCUGCUUCCGGAGCUGAGCAACCCAGACGAGCUGCUGUCGUACCUGGGCCCGCCGGACCUCCCCAGCGGUGGCAACAACAAUAACGACGACCUGCUGGCUCUCUUCGAGGACAACUGAGCGGACUCGACCAUUCCUCUUUGCUCUCGCUCAACUUUUUACACUGGUGUCAUUCAUUGUUGUCUUUCAACAAUCAAGUAUCCCACCCCACCCCGCCCCCACUUAAAAAAAAAAUCAAUUUUCAGGUCCCUAAAGCGCCACGUGUCAGUGAACGGAUUUCCUCAUGCCCAUUUUGUUUUCCCCACUUUGGAAAAGCCAAAGUUGACCCUCUAACCAAAAUGCGAGAAAUUCAAGCAGGUGACUCACUGAUUGUUUUUUUUCCCUCUCUCCCUUCCACUUUUUGAUGUUCUGCUUCUGCUGUCAGCGGAUGCAGCAGCCUCCCGAUGAACAGGAAGUGGCAAAAAGUGUUCAAGAGUGACUUCCUGCUUCGCAGCCUUCGAUUAGACUUUGGCUGGGACUCGCGCAACCAAACGGGGGGGGGGGGGGGGGGUGUUGAUCAGACCCGGCUUCUCGUCACCAGGAUUUGUAGACGUGGUCGCUGACUUUCCAUCCUGUCGUCGGUGACCCCACUUCCUGCCGGUGAAGUGGACGCCUGCCAGAGACAAGAAAAUAAAAAGGGAUUCCUUCGUCUUGCAAUAAUCACAGGCAAAAUGAAACCAAAAACAUCUUGUCAUGACCGUGUAGGGCUGGGCGCAUACAGCUGGAAUAUUUAUUCAUGAUAUAAGUAUUUCAAAAUUGUUUAUGUAGAUAAUUUUUUUUAACAUUUUAUUUUAACCAAAUGAAAAUAAGAAAAAAGUUCAGUGUCUAAAGGUAAACUAAAAUAAUACCAUUCAAAGUAUCUGGUAGAAAAUAAAAUAAUUUUCAAGGAAUGGACACCAAAACCUUUUUUUAGAACCCCAAACAUGCUUUUGUGCUCCAAAUUUGCUCUUAACUGUUUGUUACUAUCACCCGGGCCGAUGAUGACAAGUUCACAUUUCUUGGUUGAUUGCAUUCCAAAAACGGUUUCUUGCAGCUUUAGAAAUAUGUCGUUUAAACCAUAAUCAACUUUAUUUUUAUCUGGACCUAAUUCAUUCCUUCCUCCUCCGCUGCUUCCUUGGAUGUACUUCGUCCUUUAAUAAUAUUAAGAACUGCAAAAUCAAACCAAUAAGUGACUGUGAUGAUGUUGGUUUUGGGUUCCAAGCCACCGCGGGCCCCGUCCUAUUGCUUACAUCUUUUCAAUAUUCUUUGAUCAGCUCUUUUGUCGCAAUGAUGACUGUGAAUAAAGGGAAAUGACUUUUACGAAA
Molecule: messenger RNA, 4691 nt
Organism: Hippocampus zosterae (dwarf seahorse)
Lineage: Eukaryota; Metazoa; Chordata; Actinopteri; Syngnathiformes; Syngnathidae
Product: zinc finger MIZ domain-containing protein 2-like
Exons: 21
Coding region: 745-3468 (907 amino acids)
Biological process (GO): protein sumoylation; regulation of transcription by RNA polymerase II
Molecular function (GO): zinc ion binding; SUMO ligase activity
Source: RefSeq, a predicted model, not a curated record